This is a messenger RNA of Python bivittatus (Burmese python), 870 nucleotides long. RefSeq names its product PHD finger protein 5A (gene PHF5A). The record is from RefSeq and is a predicted model, not a curated record. Lineage: Eukaryota; Metazoa; Chordata; Lepidosauria; Squamata; Pythonidae. Gene Ontology annotation, biological process: mRNA splicing, via spliceosome.
AAUGGUUAGUUCUGCAGUAUUUUAAAGCUCGAAGCAAGAGGAAAUAUUUUCUUUCGCUGGGAGAGGCAGCCCUCUGAUUAAUCUGCAGGACCUCUGACGUGCCAAGGACCUAGAGAGUAGAGGUCACGGGUGAAACGUCAUUAACAACGGCGCGAGGCGAGAGCUGUGGGGAUGGCUAAACAUCAUCCAGAUUUAAUCUUCUGCCGCAAACAGGCGGGAGUGGCUAUUGGAAGACUAUGUGAAAAAUGUGAUGGCAAGUGUGUUAUCUGUGACUCUUAUGUACGGCCUUGUACACUGGUGCGCAUAUGUGACGAGUGCAACUACGGCUCUUAUCAAGGGCGCUGUGUGAUAUGUGGGGGUCCUGGAGUCUCUGAUGCCUAUUACUGUAAAGAAUGUACUAUUCAGGAAAAAGAUCGAGAUGGCUGUCCCAAGAUUGUCAAUCUGGGGAGUUCAAAAACAGAUCUCUUUUAUGAGCGAAAGAAAUAUGGCUUCAAGAAAAGAUGAUCCCAUCUCCUCUGUGGAAGUACUCCUAAAAUAUUUUUGGACUUCAAUUUUAUAGGAAAGCAAUUAAAUGUAUUUUGUCUCAGUUCUUAUAAUUUGAUGGGAAAAACAUUGCUUACUGAAAAUUAUUCUUGUCAUUUUUCAGUGAUAACUAAUGUUACUGAGGAAGUUAAAUAUCAUUAUAUGCCUCAUAGUAAGUAAGUAGAAAUUCAGACCAUGGAUCUUGAUAGUCACAGUACUUUUUUUUUCUGACAGAGUUCUUUCACUGUAAGUUAGGCCAAAUCCAAGGCUUUCUCAAAAAUUUGACUAGCUGUUCUUUCAAUGUUAUGGUGGAUUAUGCCUCAAUAAAGUUUUAUAGUAAUCUUCUAA